GCCGGGCAGGGCGGAGGCGGCCCCUGCGGCGGCUGGCGGCCUGGGGUCCCGACACCGCCUCCGUCCCACUUUCUGGUUUUAGGAAAUGCUGGUGACACACAUGGAGUCCGUAAUUUCUAAAGCAGUUUCUCACUUGGCAAAAUAAAAGCUCAGCGAUUCGUCGUUACUUUUUUGGAUUGGGGAUCGCACCGGCCUUUGAAAUCCGAGAGUGGCAGGAUCCAUCGGACGCUUGCAUAUCACAGAGGCGCAAAACCAGCCUCAAGGGCAUCCCUGGACCUCAGGGGUCCCAGGCCGGGAUGAGGCGCCCGGCCGGCGUGGGGAUGCCGCUGCCCCCCCCCCCCCCCCCCCCGCCUGCCCCCGGACUUGGCUCGGGACAGCUGCCUGGAGCUGACGCUGGAUGUGACCCGAGAGCGGAGGCUGCAGCCAGGCCGGGCGUGGGGGGCAGCGGUCGCUUCUGGGACCCGGCCGCUUCAUCACCAGCUGAGUGUGCAGAACUUUGAGCUCAUGCAUGCAGCACUCGGAUCUGGGCGAAGUGGCAUCAGAACUCAAAGCUCCCGAGAGACGAGCCGCUGUGGCGACUGCAGAUCUGGAAUGGAGACAAAUGGAAGGAGAGGACUGCGGGUUCCACUACGGAGAUGGUCCGAAUGAGGCUCAGGACAAUGACUUUCCAGCAGCGGAGCGGAGCAGGCUGCAGGAGAUGCUGUCCCUCCUGGGGCUGGAGGCGUACCAGGCGCAGAAGCUCAGCCUGCAGGACUCCCUCCAGAUCAGUUCCGACAGCAUGAAGAACUGGGCCCCGCAGGUGCCCAAGGACCUGCCCUGGCACUUCCUGAGGAAGCUGCAGGCCCUCAACGCCGAGGCCAGGAACACCACCAUGGUGCUCGACCUGCCCGCCGACGCCCGGCCCGCCGAGAAGGAGAGCCAGAUGGAGGAGGGGAUCAUCUACUGGGACCCGGCCGAGGACGCGGCGGCCGACGACAUCUACUCCUUCUCGGAGCUGCCCACGCCCGACACGCCCGUGAACCCCCUGGACCUGCUCUGCGCGCUCCUGCUCUGCUCGGACGGCAGCCUGCAGCAGGAGGUGCUGUUCAAGAUGGCCCUCUGCCAGUUCGCGCUGCCGCUCGUGCUGCCGGACUCGGAGAACCACGACCACACCUUCCUGCUGUGGGCCCUGCGGGGCGUGGUGCGGACGUGGUGGUCCCAGCCCCCGCGGGGCCUCGGCAGCCUCCGGGAGGACAGCGUGGUGCUGCCCAGGGCGCCGGCCUUCGCCUUCGUGCGCAUGGACGUCAGCAGCAACUCCAAGUCCCAGCUGCUGAACGCCAUCCUGAGCCCCGGCCGCCGGCACUGGGACUGCUUCUGGCACCGGGACCUCGGCCUGGGCACCGGCGCCCGGGAGAUCGCCGACGGCCUGGUGGAGAUCUCCUGGUUCUUCCCCAGUGGCAGCGAGGACCUGGACGUCUUCCCGGAGCCCGUGGCCUUUCUCAACCUCCGGGGGGACAUCGGCUCCCACUGGCUGCAGUUCAAGCUGCUGACCGAGGUCUCGUCGGCCGUGUUCAUCCUGACGGACAACGUCAGCAAGAAGGCGUACAAGCUGCUCUACUCCAUGCGGGAGUCCAGCACCAGGUACUACUUCAUCCUGAGCCCCUACCGGGGCAAGCGCAACGCCAACCUGCGCUUCCUCAACAGGCUCAUCCCCGCGCUCAACAUGGACCCGUCGCACGUGCUCGUCAAGGUCAGCAGCACGGACGGCGAGGGCUUCGUGCGCAGGGUCCGCGCCAUCCUGCGCGGCGUGGCGCGCGCCCCCUGCAGGCGGGUGUCGGUGGAGGACAUGGCGCAGGCCGCCCGCAAGCUGGGGCUCCGCGUGGACGAGGACUGCGACGCGUGCCAGAAGGGGAGGGACCGCAUGGAGAGGAUCACCCGGAAGAUCAAGGACGUGGACGCCUACCGGCGGGACGAGCUCAGGCUGCAGGGGGAGCCGGGCAGGAAGGCGGCGCAGGCCGAGCGCGAGCUGUGCCAGCUGCAGUGGGCGCCCGAGCCGCCCGAGAAGCCGCGCGCCGAGCUGCGGCGGCGCGUGCUGGAGCUGCGCGCGCAGCAGAACAGCCUGGAGCCCGCGGCCGGCGUGCAGGAGUUCGUGGCCGGCAUCAGCAGCCCGUGCCCCCGGGAGAGGCAGUACUUCCUGCGCUGGCUCGAGUGGGGGCUGGCCCGGCUGGGUCAGCCGCGGCCCAGGCAGCCCCCGGACGCGCUGCUCGCGCUGCGGCCCAAGCGCGGGGCCUCGGAGCUGGGCGAGCCUCCGCGGCCCGAGCCCCUGGGGGUGGAGCACUUCCUGCGGGAGAUCGGGCAGUGCUACGAGGCCGAGAGCUGCCUGGUGGAGGCUGGGCGGCUGCCCGCCGGCCACCGGCGCUUUGCACACUUCCCCGGCCUGGCCGUGGAGCUGCUGCUGACCGGGCUGCCCCUGGAGCUGGUGGACGGGAGCACGCUCAGCAUCCCUGCGCGCUGGGUCACGGGGCUGCUCAAGGAGCUGCACGCGCGCCUGGACAGGAGGUCGAGGCUGGUGGUGGUGUCCGCCCUGGGGGUGCCGGGCACCGGGAAGUCCACCCUCCUCAACACCAUGUUCGGGCUGCGCUUUGCCACGGGCAGGAGCUGCAGCCCACGGGGCGCCUUCAUGCAGCUCCUGACGGUGGCCGAGGGCUUCAGCCAGGACCUGGGCUGCGACCACAUCCUGGCCAUAGACUCAGGGGCACUGAUCGGCGGGGCCCCGGCCUCAGCCGGGGACAGGUUUGAGCUCGAGGCCUCCUUGGCCACUCUGCUCAUGGGGCUGAGCAACGUGACCGUGGUCAGUCUGGCCGAGACGAAGGACAUCCCGGCCGCCGUCCUGCACGCCUUCCUGAGGUUGGAGAAGACAGGCCACGUGCCCAACUGCCAGUUCGUAUACCAGAACCUUCACGACCUGCCCGCCUCCAGCCCCAAGCCCCGAGACCGGAGGCCGCUGCUGGAGGCGCCCGGCGAGCUGGGCAGGGCCGCCGCCCAGAUGGAGAAGCAGGGCGGCGGCUUCCGCGUGCUGGCCGGCCUGGCCUUCUGUGACCCCGAGCGGCAGCACGUCUGGCACAUCCCCAGCCUGUGGCACGGGGUGCCACCCAUGGCCGCCGUGAGCCUGGCCUACAGCGAGGCCAUCUUCGAACUGAAGAGGUGCCUCCUGGAAAACGUCAGGAAUGGCCUCUCCAACCAGAACAAGAACAUCCAGCAGCUCAUCGAGCUGGUGCGGCGGCUCUGAGCGGGCGGGCGGGCGGGCGCUCCGGACAGCGGACAGCGGACAGCGGACAGUGUCAGCGAGGGAAGGGAGGCAGCUCACAGACCACUCGGCGAUGUUCCUGCUGACGGCCGAGGCCGCCAGGCUCCCGCGGGGCCAGCCCUUCAUCGCCCCGGAGCGGGGAGCGGCGGCCUCAGCAGGCAGGGACCCCCAGCACAGGGUGGGGGUUGUCCUGGGGGAGCAGAGGCUGCCCCUGUAGGCAGCAUCAGAGGGGACCUGCCAGGGGGGCCCAGCGCCCGGUCGCACCUCGCCUGCACCCUUGAGCGGGUCAUCAUUCGUGUGCGCUGUCUGCCCCAAAGCCAUGAGCUCCUGGGAGGCGGGAACCAAACGUCACCCAGUUCCUGUCCCCAGGCCUUGCACACUGUAGGCGCUUAAUAAAUGUUUGUUGAACGAA
This is a messenger RNA of Oryctolagus cuniculus (rabbit), 3698 nucleotides long. It is a transcript of the gene URGCP, whose product is annotated as upregulator of cell proliferation. The record is from RefSeq and is a predicted model, not a curated record. Gene Ontology annotation, molecular function: GTP binding. Lineage: Eukaryota; Metazoa; Chordata; Mammalia; Lagomorpha; Leporidae.